Ostrinia furnacalis (Asian corn borer) is the source of this 771-nucleotide messenger RNA. Its product is annotated as acyl-CoA desaturase-like. The coding region runs from base 31 to 771 and encodes 246 amino acids. Lineage: Eukaryota; Metazoa; Arthropoda; Insecta; Lepidoptera; Crambidae. Gene Ontology annotation, cellular component: endoplasmic reticulum membrane. The transcript has 5 exons. Gene Ontology annotation, molecular function: iron ion binding; stearoyl-CoA 9-desaturase activity. The record is from RefSeq and is a predicted model, not a curated record. Gene Ontology annotation, biological process: unsaturated fatty acid biosynthetic process.
UUUUCAAGACUUGGAAGCCUGCGGCACUCAAUGUACAUCUGGUGCCGGGACCACCGCUUGCACCACCGUUACUCAGACACCGACGGAGACCCUCACAACUCAAAAAGAGGCAUGUUCUAUAGCCACUUCGGCUGGUUGAUGACCAGCAGACACCCGCUCUGUAAGAAGCUGAGGGACACCAUCGACAUGAGCGACUUGCAGCAGGAUCGAUUUGUGAUGUUCCAGUACAGACACUUCCGACCGCUAUACUUUUUCUUGGGGUUUCUCCUGCCCAUCUGGCUGCCGAUGCAUUUCUUUCAAGAGACGUUCACGAAUGCAGUGUUUGUGUGUUUCUUCCUGCGUUACGUGUACACAAUGCACGUUACGGCCUGUAUCAAUAGCCUGGCUCAUAAGUUCGGUACUAGGCCCUAUGAUAAAACAAUCCAACCGGUUGAGUCCUGGUUCGUAUCCCUACUGAGCCUGGGCGAGGGCUGGCACAACUACCACCACGCGUACCCCUGGGACUACAAGGCGGCCGAGAUCGGGAUGCCGCUCAACUCCACCGCCAGCCUCAUCAGGCUGUGUGCUUCUCUUGGACUGGCGUAUGAUCUGAAGUCUGUCGACCCUGAGACGCUAAACAAAAGGAUAAUAAACAAGGGAGACGGCACUUACGAGGUGAAGUACCUGGAGGAGCACGUCACGGCCAUCGGUCCGCUGCACCCGCUCAACCCCAGCUACCGCGGCACGUGCCCAGACCCUGAAAUCAAGCUCAAAGUCAGAAUGAAGCCCUAA